AUGGAUAAGUACUUCAGCACCUAUGAGAAUAGACCAAGACAUCUGAAAACGCAAUCUGGUCUAAUACAGAAAGCCAUAGAACUGAAGAAAGCAUUACAAAUCAAUGACAAACCAAAAAGCCUUUCUCUCCCCAUGAACCCAUUAGCAGACAUUGAUGUAGUGUGUUGUACCAAACUGCUUGACUUCUUCAAGAAAUCAAACACUCAUCCAGAGCAAAUCCACUCACUGACCCUUGAGACAAUCAAUGUCAACUAUCCUGGAGAUCAAUGGCUCCAAGUCUUCACUGAUGGGUCAUACAUAGAAAGCCAAGCAAACAUCGGUGCAGGUGACUUUUCUGCACUCUCCUCUUUCUACGCAGCAGCGGGACACAAUAGAUCCGCUAUUGAAGGAGAAAUAGAGGCCAUUAGGAUAGCGCUAUGCCAAUUAUGUUGCCUGGAUACGAAAUUCACAUAA
This is a messenger RNA of Rodentolepis nana, 453 nucleotides long. Lineage: Eukaryota; Metazoa; Platyhelminthes; Cestoda; Cyclophyllidea; Hymenolepididae. The record is from the annotation of a GenBank genome assembly.